UAAAAACACCCCUUCCUCUUACAUCGAACAAGCCACAAAGUUGCUAAAAACACAGCAAAAUCUUAGGCUUUUUGUCGGUCCAUUACAUUCCCAUGGCUUCCAAGAGAUUAGCUGUCCUUGCUCUUGCAUUGUUCGCCUUCAAUUUGCAAGCCACCCUUGGGGAAAUAACAUGUGAACACCUUGACCAAGACACCUGCGCCUACGCCGUGGCAUCCACGGGCAAGCGCUGUGUGCUAGAGAAGCACGUCAAGAGGAGCGGAGAAGAAGAAUACACUUGCCGCACGUCUGAAAUCGAAGCCGAUAAGAUCAGGAACUGGAUCGAGAUCGACCAGUGCGUUAAAGCCUGCGGCAUCGACCGGAAUUCAUUUGGCAUAUCGUCAGAUUCGCUCCUCGAGUCUCGCUUCACGGAAAUGCUUUGCUCCCCUCAAUGCUACAACAGCUGCCCCAACGUCGUCGACCUUUACUUCAACCUCGCCGCUGGAGAAGGUGUUUUUCUUCCGAAACUAUGCGAGGCACAACAAGGAAAUGUGCGCAGAGGAAUGUCAGAGAUCCGAAGCUCGGGUUUGGUUGCACCGGGACCCGUUGGCGGUGUGGAGUUCAUGGGAGUUGCCCCAGCAUUUCCACCGUACUAAAACUAUGAUUGAACGGACAUUUUCACGGAGUUGUAGUAGUAUAAAUAAAUGAAAGUUGCACUAGCUAGGGUGGUUUCGCGAGCCGGGUUCAAGUGCUCGGACCAGCGUCAUUUGGUUCGUGCAUGCUGUAACCCAUGAGCGUGGCGUGUUCAAUCCAAUAAGAUGCUACUUUCUAAUA
Hibiscus syriacus is the source of this 810-nucleotide messenger RNA. RefSeq lists its product as uncharacterized. NCBI's taxonomy places the organism in Eukaryota, Viridiplantae, Streptophyta, Magnoliopsida, Malvales, Malvaceae. The transcript is spliced from 3 exons. The record is from RefSeq and is a predicted model, not a curated record. Bases 93 to 632 code for a protein of 179 amino acids.